Messenger RNA from Fonsecaea multimorphosa CBS 102226, 3783 nucleotides. RefSeq lists its product as uncharacterized. The transcript is spliced from 4 exons. Gene Ontology annotation, cellular component: Ski complex. Bases 1 to 3783 code for a protein of 1260 amino acids. NCBI's taxonomy places the organism in Eukaryota, Fungi, Ascomycota, Eurotiomycetes, Chaetothyriales, Herpotrichiellaceae. Gene Ontology annotation, molecular function: ATP binding; RNA helicase activity; RNA binding. The record is from RefSeq and is a predicted model, not a curated record. Gene Ontology annotation, biological process: nuclear-transcribed mRNA catabolic process, 3'-5' exonucleolytic nonsense-mediated decay.
AUGGCACGCACCAUGCACGCUCCCAAAACCCCCGAGCAGAUCAAAGAAGAGCUGGAGACUCAAUUUUUGUCACCACCUACCACAUUCACUCCCGAGUGGCUGAACAAGCUGCAGCAACGCUGGGACUACCCGUCGUCCAAUUACGCAGAGCUGUGCCAAUUGGCCCCCACCCAGUCUAGGACAGUCACUCGCUUUGACCGCAAAGGCCUUGAAGGGAAGGUUGCCGCCUACCGCCAGGUCACAGUGCCCGCCUCAGGUGCCACAGCAAAGAAUUCUACGUCACUUCUUCGGCGACCAGCAAACAGAUCAGAGUUUGUGCGGGGAGCAGCCGGCUUUUUCCCUUUUGCGCCUGGUGGACUGGAUGGGGUUGAUACCAUUCAAGCUUACGAAGACCAAGCGAGACGAGAGGAAGAAAACAGACGGCCGACAAAAAAGGGGAAUGGGCUCGCUCGAAUCAUCAAUUUUGGAGUCCACGAUGGCCUGCUGGAAUUGCCUCCCGGGUUCACGAGGGGCAUGAAAUUUCCUGAGAAGAAAUCUACCGAAGCCCAAGAAGAUGCAGAAGACGUGGAAAAAACACUGGAAGCUGAUGAUGAAGCUAAGGUCAGCCCUACAGCGGAUGAGCGCAGUGCAGAGGAGACUGCUGCGUCGGAGGAUGGGGCUUCAAUCGUGGAAGAAGAUGACGACGACGAAGAAGAAGAAUAUGCCGACCUUGACGAUCUAUUACCAGUAGAAUUCCCGUCCCUAGAGCCCCGUGGAGAAUUGCUGCGAGGAAAUGCCAAAGUCCCAGGGAAAAAAUGGGCUCAUGUGGUUGACAUCAACAAGGCCAUCCCAAACUUCGCAGAAUUGGUCCCUGACAUGGCGCGGACGUGGCCUUUUGAACUCGACACGUUUCAGAAAGAGGCAAUCUAUCAUCUGGAAAGCGGCGACUCGGUGUUUGUCGCGGCCCACACCUCGGCGGGCAAGACUGUCGUUGCAGAAUAUGCCAUCGCCCUGGCUGCGAAGCAUAUGACCAAGGCCAUCUACACCUCCCCUAUCAAGGCCCUGUCUAAUCAAAAAUUCCGCGAUUUUAAGAACGUCUUUGAUGAUGUGGGUAUAUUGACUGGCGAUGUCCAAAUCAACCCAGAAGCGAGUUGCCUUAUUAUGACCACAGAAAUUUUGCGUAGCAUGCUCUAUCGUGGUGCAGACCUCAUUCGAGAUGUGGAGUUUGUCAUUUUCGAUGAAGUGCAUUAUGUCAAUGACCUCGAGCGAGGCGUUGUCUGGGAAGAGGUUAUUAUCAUGUUACCCGAUCAUGUCACACUUAUCCUACUUUCAGCCACCGUCCCCAACACCUACGAGUUUGCUUCGUGGGUCGGUCGCACCAAGAAAAAGGACAUAUACGUCAUCUCCACACCCAAGAGACCUGUGCCGCUGGAGCAUUAUCUGUGGGCGGGCAAAGAGAUACACAAGAUCGUGGAUUCAGAGAAACGAUUCAUUCAGAAAGGCUGGAAAGCAGCGAACGACAUCUUGUCAGGACUUGAUAAAAUUAAAGAGCAGAAAGCCAUCGAAGCCCAAGCGCCUGCUCGCGGAGGACAAGCGGCAGGACAGCGAGGGGGUGGCCGAACUCAACCUCAACGUGGCGCGUCGAACCAAAGAGGUGGCGCACAGCAGCGUGGUCGAGGACCCGUUCCAAGCCGCGGUCAAGGCAAUAUCGCACGAACAGGACGCGGUGGGGGCAGAACGACGGCAGCUCAGGACCGAAACAUCUGGGUCCAUCUCGUCCAAUUUCUGCGAAAAGAGAACCUCCUGCCGGCCUGCAUCUUCGUCUUCUCGAAAAAGAGGUGCGAAGAGAACGCUGACUCCCUCUCCAACCAAGACUUCUGCACCGCCGCAGAGAAGAGUGCCAUCCACAUGAUCAUCGAACGGUCAAUCGCAAGACUCAGACCUGAGGACCGGGUGUUGCCGCAAAUCAGACGCCUGCGAGAGAUGCUGGGCCGCGGUGUCGCCGUCCAUCACGGAGGUCUGCUGCCCAUUGUGAAAGAAAUUGUCGAGAUUCUUUUCGCGAAGACUCUGGUGAAGGUGCUAUUCGCAACGGAAACUUUUGCUAUGGGCCUGAAUCUUCCUACGCGAACAGUGGUUUUCUCGGGGUAUCGCAAGCAUGACGGUCGCGAAUUUCGAAAUCUGCUUCCUGGUGAGUAUACUCAAAUGGCUGGCCGGGCCGGACGCCGAGGUCUUGAUACCGUUGGGACUGUCAUUAUUGUGACGCCAGGCAAGAACGAGGCACCUUCGGCGUCAGAAUUGACCCAGAUGAUCACUGGGCCCGCCACAAAAUUACGCAGCCAAUUUAGACUGCAUUACAACAUGAUUCUGAACCUCAUGCGGGUCGAGGCCCUGAAGAUUGAGGAAAUGAUCAAGCGCAGCUUCUCGGAGAAUGCUACACAAGCACUACUACCUCAGCACCAGGAGCAAGUCGCGUUGUCCCAGGCAAAUCUGGACAAGAUCAAGCGAGAACCUUGUGACAUAUGCGAUAUCGAUGCAGAAGCCUGUCAUGAAGCAGCCAUGCAAUUCGAACGGCUAACCAAGGAACUCCACGUCAGCUUGCUGUCUUCACCGGUCGGACGGCGCCUGUGGACUGCUAAGAGACUAAUAGUGUUCAAAAAAGAUGGUAUCCGCAUGGUCGGAGUGCUCCUCGAAGACGGGGUGCGCGCCGGGCCAAAUCGAGGGCUCAAAGUUCUUGAAAUAUCACACAUUGACGCAAAGCGGUCGACACGAGAUCUGCUUCCAUAUCUACCCCGUGUGCGCAUGAUGUUCUCUGCUCUACCCGAAAAGGCUUCCCAGGUCAAAUGGCGGAUGACCCAGAUUGGAUUGGACGAUGUGGAAUGUGUUACCCAGACGGUUGUCAAGGUCGAUGUGCGGUCGUUGCUACAGUCCUACGGUGCGCAACGGGAAUUCGCCGAAGAAGAAUUCGUCAACGUCUAUUCUAGCUGGGAUUCAGCCGUGUGGGACGAGCAAGAAUGGAGCAAGGUGCAUGAAUUGCAUAUCCGCGAUCUGCUGCUCAAGAGGAACGAGGCUGCACGGAUUUUUGAGAACAGUCAAUGCCUGCAGUGUCCCCAGUUCUUGAAGCACUACGGCAUGCAGCACGACGAGUGGCUGAUCCAGGAAAACAUCCAAUCCUUGAAAAUGCUGAUGUCUGACCAGAACUUGUCACUGCUGCCCGAUUAUCAGCAGAGAACUGCUGUGUUAAAAGAUCUCGGGUUCAUCGACGAACAGUCUCGCGUCCAGCUGAAGGGCAAAGUCGCGUGCGAGAUCCACUCGGGCGACGAGCUUGUAAUCACUGAACUCAUUCUAGAGAACGUGCUCGCCUCGUUCGAGCCUGAAGAAAUUGUGGCACUUCUUUCCUCGUUUGUCUUUCAAGAAAAGACGGAUAGCGAGCCACAACUCAGUGGGAACCUUGAACGUGGCAAAGAAGCCAUCAUCGAAAUCUCCGAGAGGGUCAACCACUACCAGAUCCUGCACCAAGUGAUCCUCUCUUCGGACGAUGCCAAUGACUUUGUCUCGAGACAACGAUUUGGACUGGUGGAAGUGGUCUACGAAUGGGCCAGGGGCAUGUCAUUCAACCGCAUUACUGAUCUGACAGACGUGAUGGAGGGCACCAUUGUCAGAGUUAUCACGAGGCUGGAUGAGACGUGCAGGGAAGUGAUGAGUGCAGCCAGGCUGAUAGGAGAUCCCUCGCUGUAUGCCAAGAUGGACAAGGCGAGAGAGUUGAUCCGGCGAGAUGUGGUGUUUACGGCGAGCUUGUACAUGUAA